Molecule: messenger RNA, 950 nt
Organism: Chelonus insularis
Lineage: Eukaryota; Metazoa; Arthropoda; Insecta; Hymenoptera; Braconidae
Gene: san
Product: Probable N-acetyltransferase san
Exons: 4
Coding region: 147-707 (186 amino acids)
Biological process (GO): mitotic sister chromatid cohesion
Cellular component (GO): NatA complex
Molecular function (GO): N-acetyltransferase activity
Source: RefSeq, a predicted model, not a curated record
CUUGUCUCUCAUUUAUAGGUUAAAUAUUUUAAUAUAAACAUUUUAAGAUUUGUAUUUGACGCUAAUCUAAAAAUAUCAUAUUUUAUUCAAAUAAAUGAAAAUGUUCAAUGAAAAAUACACAAUUUUAUUGUAUUUCUCGGUAGUUUAUGUCAAAUAAUUGUGUUGAUGAUUUUACAUUUUCACCACUAAAGAUCCUCAUGCGCGCGAUGCCGGCAAAAAUUGAACUUGGAGAUGUGACACCACAUAAUAUAAAACAAUUAAAAUUAUUGAAUCAAGUUGUAUUUCCAGUUUCUUACAAUGAAAAAUUCUAUAAGGAUGUGUUGGAGGCUGGAGAGCUAGCCAAGCUAGCUUAUUACAAUGAUAUUGUGGUUGGAGCAGUUUGCUGUAGAGUAGAUACUUCUGAAAAUGCUCGAAGAUUGUAUAUAAUGACAUUAGGAUGUUUGUCUCCUUAUAGAAGACUUGGAAUUGGUACAGUUAUGGUACAACAUGUCUUAAAUUAUGUCCAUAAAGACGGUAACUUUGACUCUAUAUUCCUGCACGUUCAAGUGAAUAAUGAAGGAGCUAUUGAUUUUUAUAAAAAAUUUGGUUUUGAAAUAGUUGAAACAAAACAGCAUUAUUAUAAAAGAAUUGAGCCUGCUGACGCACAUGUUUUACAAAAAACAUUACGCCCCCAGGGCAACUUAGAUUACCAGGAAACACAUAAGUAAAAAUUAUACCAAUCCUUCCUGAAUAACUAUAUUUAUUAUCCAUGUCUAUUUGUUUCUUUGUUUUCCAUUAAUAUUUUUUUAUUUGCUCCAUCCACUGUACAAAUUAUCAAAUAAAACGAUCACUUAAUGGUUUCUAUAUUGUAUUAUGAAUUGUAUAUUUCAAUAAUUAGUAUACAUUUCAAUAUUAUAACGAUUAAUUAUAUUAAUACCAGUCUGAUGAUAAUUGAACAAUAAUGAAAUUAU